GCCACAGAAGUCAUAUUAUAUGGCUCAUUCCUACUACCUUCCCUUCUCUUUUAUAUUGGAAUUGACUGCAUUUACAAAUGAUAUAUGGUAAGUGGUAACUCAUUGACCCAUUCAAAGCUCUUUCCUUAUUAAACCUAGUGUUGAAGAAGAAAGGCUUCACAAGGAAACAUACAAGAGGCCUGAAAACAUGACUAGGAAGAGCUGGUUUAGGUACUUCCAGUAUGAUGAAAGGAAGGAGACCCCGGCGGAUGCGCGCAACGUUCUGUUAAUUGUGGCGGGGCUGAUCGCGGCCGUCACCUUUCAGGCGGGUAUCAACCCUCCGGGAGGAGUAUGGCAGGAUGAUAAAGAUGGGCAUAGGCCAGGAAGGGCGAUAUAUUCUUAUCAAACAAAAGAAUUCUAUGUUUUCUUGAUCUCAAACACAGUGGCUUUCUCCACGUCCAUUCUUCUUCUUAUAUCUCUAACACAUAAAUUUCCUUUCCACUUUGAAGUAAUUCUUGCCACAACCUCAAUGGUUGUGACUUAUGCUUCUUCUGUAUUCGCCGUUACCCCGGAUGAAUUGGUCAAGUUUCGAUACAUCUUGUUUGCUGCCGCUGCACCUUUUAUAAUAAGAUGCCUACUGCAGGUGUGGGCCAGGUUGACAAUGGAGGAGCAACCAUAUGAUAAACACAUCGUCUUUCCGGAUAAUCGCAGCGGCGAGAAUGAAUUAAACAGACUUUAGAGGUAGCUAUGGGGAGUUGUAAUACUGGAAACAAUAUUCUGAUUCCAAUCCCUCCAUGGGUGAAGUUUAUUCUUGAUGCCCAUAUAGUCUUUUUAUUCAUGUAAAAGUCAACAUCAAUCAUGGCCUUCCCAAUUCAAUCUUUUUUUUAGAGUGUUGGAGAACUGUCUAUUUUAAGCCUAAAGGCAUCCUGGAGAUUUGGAAUACAUAUUGAGUUAGUAGGUUUUUGAAUGUUAAUGCAGUAGAGUGAAUGAUUGGG
This is a messenger RNA of Vitis vinifera (wine grape), 974 nucleotides long. RefSeq lists its product as uncharacterized. The transcript is spliced from 2 exons. The record is from RefSeq and is a predicted model, not a curated record. NCBI's taxonomy places the organism in Eukaryota, Viridiplantae, Streptophyta, Magnoliopsida, Vitales, Vitaceae. The coding region runs from base 188 to 718 and encodes 176 amino acids.